Vigna angularis (adzuki bean) is the source of this 1838-nucleotide messenger RNA. RefSeq lists its product as uncharacterized. Gene Ontology annotation, cellular component: endoplasmic reticulum tubular network. Bases 339 to 1553 code for a protein of 404 amino acids. NCBI's taxonomy places the organism in Eukaryota, Viridiplantae, Streptophyta, Magnoliopsida, Fabales, Fabaceae. The record is from RefSeq and is a predicted model, not a curated record. Gene Ontology annotation, biological process: endoplasmic reticulum tubular network organization. The transcript has 6 exons.
AUCUUUUUUUUUUUUUUUUCAUAACACCAUUUUCACGUUACCUCAAUCAUUAAGUUUUCUUUUCCUCCUUUUUCAUUCCUACCAAUUCAGAAACCUCAUCUCUCAUAUGCUUCCCCCAAUUCUUACACAUUGGGAAUUCAAAAGUCGCUAAGAUAAUUGAACCAUUGAGUAGCCUCCAAGUAUUCCGUUCCAAUUGCAAUAACCUUAGUGUACCUUUUGGACACCGUGUUCGCGUCCUGCGUGCAAAGUGGCAGAAACCGUAUUCCUCAAAUUCUCCCUCAAUCGCAAUACACGCUAGCGAGAUCCGAACGAAUAACAACGUGAUUAAGAAACAGGGGAUGGCGAAUGAUAAAGUGAUUGAUGAAGGUGAGAAGAACGAGAGCGGUGUUACGAAUUCCUCCGAGGGUGGAACGAAGAAACGAAAAGGAUUUUUGUCGCGAAUUUGGAAUGGGAUACUUAGGUUACACGGUGAUGAUUUUGAGAAGAGACUCCAAUACAUUUCUAAAGAGGAGGCUCAGGUUAUGACUAGGAUGAACAGGAGAUCACGAUCCUGGAGGAGAAUUUCCCGCCAUCUUAUUGUGUUUUCUGUCAUAUUUGAGGUUGUUGCUAUAGUUUAUGCUAUUAUGACAACAAGAUCAAUUCAUAUGAAUUGGAAAAUGAGAGCACUCCGGGUUUUGCCAAUGUUUCUUUUGCCUGCACUGUCAUCGGCUGCCUAUGCAGCAUUUGUAAGCUUCACAAAGAUUUGUGAUCGUAGGGAUCAGAAAAUUCUUGAAAGGCUUCGAGCUGAAAGGCAAGAAAAAAUUGAUGAACUCAAAGAAAAGACAAAUUAUUACACUACACAACAGCUCAUUCAGAGAUAUGAUCCAGACCCAGCUGCAAAAGCAGCUGCUGCAACUGUUUUAGCGUCUAAGUUGGGUGCAGAUUCUGGUUUGAGAGUGUAUCUGGAAGAUCAACUCAAUUCCGAUGCUUCAAUAGGCAAGAGCAAUGAUGUUGAACUUAUGCAGUCCUCUGGAAUUCGAAAUCGGAGACAAGUUCAAUCUAGAUGCACUAGUCCAAGAUCAGCCACACCAAAUUCUGGUGAUCAACAGGUUGGUCUUGGGGGAAGUUAUCAAACCCAAACUUUUGACGACAAUCAGCCUGUUGUUGUUGAACAUCACCAACCUCAAACUUCAAACACACAAGAUGGUGGAUGGAUUGCACGAAUUGCAGCUUUGCUUGUGGGUGAAGAUCCAGCACAGUCUUAUGCUCUCAUAUGUGGUAACUGCUAUAUGCAUAAUGGUCUAGCUAGGAGGGAGGAUUUCCCAUUUAUAACAUACUACUGCCCACACUGUCGAGCACUAAACAAACCGAAGCAAUUGGAUGAACGUAUUUCUAGUCUUACUUCUCCAAAUACAGGGACUCCAAAAACAGACAAUAGUUCCACUGAUGCAGUUAAAAAUAUUAGGGUUUCUACAGCUGAGAGUAUAAUGGCAGGCAGUAGUCCUGGAAGUGCUUCUAGCUCUGAGAUUGGGGAAGUAACAGAAAGGGCAAGUGUGGAUGAGAAAGUUGAUUAAAAGAACGGCCUUUUUUAUGAUUCAGCUGUUGGGAUGACAUGUCUAGCCCCUUGUUGUGGACAGACUAUAUGUAUAAAGGAAAAAUAUUUCGGUAUUAGUUUCCUUGGUUGGCUUUGCAACAGGAAGAGUGUUGAAAUACUUUGAUACGUCUCGUAAUGUGUGUUACAGAAUACACUUAUUAUGUGAGUAAAGGCAAUUUUGACUUUAUUUUUCCUUUUUUUCGAUACUAUCGUGACAGUGUUCUAGUUUUAAAUUGUAUCUCAGAAAUUUUGGGUUCUGGAUUUC